Molecule: messenger RNA, 1908 nt
Organism: Nerophis lumbriciformis (worm pipefish)
Lineage: Eukaryota; Metazoa; Chordata; Actinopteri; Syngnathiformes; Syngnathidae
Source: RefSeq, a predicted model, not a curated record
AUGGAGGGCCCGCGAUGGGCGACGUUACCGCUGGUCCUGGCGGCGGCGUGCUGGCUGCUCCCGUCCUCCGCGCGGUCCAUGUUGUGCCCCAAGCGCUGCACGUGUCAGAACCUGCUGCCGUCCUACACGGUUCUGUGCGCCAAGACGGGUCUGCUCUUCGUGCCGCCCAACAUCGACAGGCAGACGGCCGAGCUGCGUCUCAUGGACAACUUCAUCACCACGCUGAGGCAGCGAGACUUCGCUAACAUGUCCAGCCUGAUCCACCUGACGCUGAGCCGGAACACCAUCAGUCAGAUCCGGCCGUUCGCCUUCGCCGACCUCCAGGAUCUGCACGCGCUCCACCUGGACGCCAACCGUCUGACCACGCUGGACGACAGCCACUUUCAGGGCCUGGUCAACCUGCGUCACCUCAUCCUGGCCAACAACCAGCUGCACCGCAUUUCCCAGGGAGCCUUCCAGGACUUUCUGGAGACCCUGGAGGACCUGGACCUGAGCUACAACAACCUGGCGGAGGUCCCGUGGGAGACCGUCUCCCUGCUGGUGAGCGUCAACACGCUCAGCCUGGACCACAACUUGAUCGAGAGCGUUCCCGAGGGAAUCUUCUCCAAUCUGCACAAGCUAGCCAGGCUGGACAUGACGUCCAACAAACUGAAGAAGAUCCCGCCCGACCCGCUCUUCCUGCGCAUCCCGGUGUACGCCAAGAUGAAGGGCUCGCCGCUGAGCGCCUUGGUUCUGAGCUUCGGCGGCAAUCCGCUACACUGCAAUUGCGAGUUGGUGUGGUUACGCCGGCUGACGCGCGAGGACGACCUGGAGACGUGCGCCUCUCCGAGGGACCUUGCCGGGAAGUACUUCUGGACCAUCAGAGAGGAGGAGUUUGUGUGCGAGCCGCCGAUGAUCACCCGCCACACGUCCAAGAUGUUCGUGAUGGAGGGCCAGGAGGUGAGCCUGCGCUGCAAGUCCAUGGGCGACCCGGAACCCUCCACGCACUGGGUCGGCCCCGACGGGAAGCUGAUGGGCAACACUUCGCGCACCAUCUGCUACGAAAACGGCUCGCUGGACAUCCUGAAGGCUUCCGUCAAGGAUUCGGGCAAGUUCACGUGCAUCGCCUCCAACGCGGCCGGUGAGGCCACGGCGCCGGUGGAGCUGGUGGUCAAUCCCUCGCCGCGUUCGGAUCCCGGGCCGCCGGAGCGGGCCGACCCGGGGCCCUCGGACGUGCCCACCUCCAUCCAGUCCAACGCCGGCGGGGGUCAAGCGCGCGUGGGCCAGCGGCAGGUCAGCGUAUCCCAACUGACGGCCAGCGGCGCCCUGGUCACGUGGCCCGCUCAGAACCACGUCCCUGGCGUACGCGCCUACCAGAUCCAGUACAACAGCUCUGCCGACGAUGUCCUCAUAUACAGGAUGAUCCCGGCCGUUCGCAAGUACUUCCAGCUGGGCGACCUGGCGUCGUCGCGCGACUACGACUUGUGCGUCCUGGCCGUCUACGACGACGGUCUCACCGCCUUGACGGGAACCAAGAUGGUAGGAUGCGUGGCCUUCACCACAGAACCCGAGUACGGACGAUGUCACUCCAUCCGAGACCAGUUUUUGGGAGGCACCAUGAUCCUGAUCCUGGGCGGCAUCAUCGUGGCAUCCGUUUUGGUCUUCAUCUUCAUUCUGCUGAUGAAAUAUAAGCUGCACAAUAACCAGGACCACAAACACGACGCCGCCCGACACGCUCAUGUCUGCUCGCAGACCAACGGGGGCGGAGCCAACAACCCGCCGCCUUUGGGACAAGGCACUCACAAAGGACGCCGGCUGUCAUCGUCGACAGCGGACGGGCCGUCUCCCGCCGCCACCGACGUCCGCGGAACUCCUGUGGAUUUGGACGGCGCCCGCUACGGCGAUGCCGCCACCGCCGCCUCGCAAUAA